Molecule: messenger RNA, 364 nt
Organism: Sorex fumeus (smoky shrew)
Lineage: Eukaryota; Metazoa; Chordata; Mammalia; Eulipotyphla; Soricidae
Gene: CUNH1orf202
Product: chromosome unknown C1orf202 homolog
Exons: 1
Coding region: 1-345 (114 amino acids)
Source: RefSeq, a predicted model, not a curated record
AUGGAGGCGCGGGACGGCGGCCUGCCGCAGAAGCUGCGGGAGAAGAUGGAGCUGCUGAGGCAGGGCGGCCCGCGGCGGGGCCCGGCGGGCGGCGGUACCGGCUCCGGCUCCAGCUGCUGGUGCUGGUGGCGGCUCUUCCGGAGAGGCGCGGCCCGGGAUCCGCGGAGGAAGAAGGCCAAGUACGGGUGUCCCGGCCCGGCGACCCCGCAGCACGGCCGCUGGGGCCCCCCGAACCUGCAGCGGCUGAUCCAGAGGCUGGCGACGUGGAGGCGGCACCGGGAGCGGCCCGAGAGGCCGGAGGAGAUCCCGCUGCUGGUGCUGCACCGCGUGCAGGGCGCUGCCUAGGCCGGCCGCGGGGCCCGCG